UUGUCUAGGUGAAAGGCAGGACGCGAUGUGGCGUUGAUUGGACUAUCUGUUGCUUAGAAACGGCGCAGCUGGACGCUGAUUGGCUGAAGCUGGUAGGAAGAGCAGAGCGUUCCAUGCUGUCUGAAUGUGGUUACGUUUAGCGCUAUGUGAGCGGCCGCACGGCCUGUCUCGUUUUGCCAUGUCUGAACCUUCUAACCUGGUCCGGGCUUUCUCCAGCCGAAAGGACAAGCCACCAAAGGACACUCUUCGCCACAUAAAGAGACGCGAGAAGCGCCAGGGAGUCGGGCAGAGCAAUGGGCCUGCCACAGUUUAUGUGCAAGUAGCUGGGGCUGGCAGCCGGGAUUCAGGGGCCUCCGUCUAUGUCUUUUCCGAAUUCAACAGGUACUUGUUUAACUGUGGUGAGGGAACACAGAGAUUGAUGCAGGAACACAAACUAAAGAUAGCACGCCUGGACAACAUUUUUUUGACCCGAAUGAACUGGGCCAACGUGGGAGGCUUAUCAGGUUUAAUUCUAACAUUAAGAGAUACCGGACUCCCCAAAUGUGUUCUUUCUGGACCACCUCAGUUGCAAAAAUACCUUGAAGCCAUUAGAGUAUUUUCUGGACCAUUACAGGGCAUUGAACUUGCGGUGCGCCCUUACACCGAUGCCAUGUACAGUGAUGAUACUAUGACUGUCUAUCAGGUGCCAUUAUUUAGUAGUGCUGCACCAAAAACAACUACAGUUGGUUGCUAUAGUCCUCCAAGGUCUCCUGAGAGAGUUAGUACAACGCAAUCACAGAAAGAUGUAGAGGGUCAUUUCAGGCAAAUAGAAGGAAUCAGUUCACUAAAAAGAGAAGACAUCGGAAGACUUUCGAAGAGGGAUUCUUCACUGGUUGUUUCAUUUAUAUGCAAGCUUCAUGAUAAAAAAGGAAAUUUUAUUGUUCUGAAAGCUAAGGAACUAGGACUCCCAGUCGGGACUGCUGCUAUUGGUCCUAUUAUCUCUGAGCUCAAGUCAGGGAAAAGCGUCACCUAUCAAGGGAGAGAGAUCUUCCCUGAAGAUGUCUGCACCCCUGCUGACCCAGGCCCAAUUUUCAUUGUUGUGGAAUGCCCAACAGAAGAAUUUGUAAUGCCAGUUGUUGAAAAUGAAACCUUUAAAAGAUACCAAGAAAAGAAAUCGGGAAGUCCGGUGGCUCUGGUAAUUCACAUGACCCCAGAAUCUAUUUUACACAGCAGCAGAUACUGGCACUGGAUGAAACAGUUUGGCCCUCAGACAGAGCAUCUGAUCCUUAAUGAAAAUACCUCCACUCUCCAUAACCUUCGAAGUUACAAGAUUCAGACGCAACUAAACCUUGUUCAUCCAGAGAUCUUCCCUCAGCUGGCAAAUGUCCAGAAGAAGGAGGAGAGACCCGAGUUUUUUGGCGUGAGAGGAGAGUGCCUUCUCAAAUACCAGCUGAGGCCAAAAUUGGAGUGGCAGAGAGAUGCAGUUACCAGUAACAACACUGAGGAGUUUGUGAAGGAAGCUAUGGAGCUGCCAGGCUUUGUGGAGGCCCUAGAGAACUGCAAGCUAACUUUGAAAUUAGAUGGAGCAUUUACUGGUGAGAGCAAGGGGCAAUAUCCUGAAGUUAUAUUUUUGGGCACUGGAUCUGCAGUUCCCAUGAAAACCCGCAAUGUCAGUUCAACCCUUGUGAAUGUCAGUCCCUCCCACUCUUUGUUGCUUGAUUGUGGAGAGGGAACCUUUGGGCAACUUCACCGGCACUAUGGAGAGAAUGUAGAUGAGGUUCUCAGCAAGCUGUCGGCCAUCUUUGUUUCCCAUAUACAUGCUGACCACCAUACUGGUCUGCUAAAUAUCUUGUUUGAGAGAGAAAGGGGGUUGGUGACAUGUGGGAAGCCGCACACCCCUGUGUCUGUGAUAGGACCUCCUCUGCUGAUGACCUGGUUAAAUCAGUAUCACAAUCAUUGCCAGGAUAUUCUCCAUCACAUGAACCUGAUCCCAGCAAAAUACCUAACUGAUGGCACAGAGGCCCUCAGUCUCAAGAAUAAGAACUUACUGGCCUCUUUUCUGGAAGCCUACCAGCUGGAGCAGUUCCAGACUUGUCUUGUACGUCACUGCAGAAAUGCUUAUGCCUGCUCAGUUGUUCACCGCUCUGGGUGGAAGCUGGUCUACUCUGGAGACACUAUGCCUUGUGAUGCUCUUGUGCAAAUGGGAAAAGAUGCGUCUCUGCUAAUUCAUGAGGCCACACUAGAGGAUGGGUUGGAGGAAGAAGCAAUUGAAAAAACUCACAGCACAACAUCUCAAGCUAUUGGCGUGGGAAUGAAGAUGAAUGCAAAUUUCAUCAUGUUAAAUCAUUUCAGCCAAAGAUAUGCUAAACUGCCCUUGUUUAGCAGCGAUUUUAGCGAGAAAGUUGGCAUCUCAUUUGAUCACAUGAGAAUUAACUUGGGCAACGUGAGGACAGUGCCGAAAUUGGUGAACCCACUCAAAGUUCUAUUUGCUGAAGAUUUGGAAGAACUAGAAGAAAGGAGGGAAAAGAGAGAACUAAAGCAGAUGAGAGAAAUGGAGGAUCAGCCAAAUGGCUCUCAGCCUGUGGCUAACCAUAAGAGAGACCUGGAGGGAGCCUCACACACUAUGGGAAACAAAAGGUUAAAAGCCAACUGAGUCCUCCUUGGUCCCUGAAAGAAGGGAGGUUUACUAUACUGGAAGAGGCACAGACUGAAAGGCCUUACUGUUCAUUUACAUCUGUAGAGCCAAUGUCUAAAUGCACUGUUUGUCUAAUGAAGUGCAGGAAGUCCUCAUCUCAUGUCCAGGAGGGAUUUAAGCAUCCUGCUCUGGCAACUCCCUUGGCAAGGAGAAUAUAAAGUUCAGUUUCCCUCCCCCCAAUUCUCAGUGGCAGUGGGGUGACCAACGCAUUAGAUGCCUAAAAUAUCAGUUUGUACUAUAGUGGCACACCCAUAAUGACAACAUCCUACCAGUGAUAGCGAUUAUGAGAUAAUUUUUCUAAAAACCUGCUAUUUUUUUUUUUUUUUGCUGAGGUUUGGCUUUGCUGAAAUAGAUAUAUAUAUUAAUAUGAAAUAAACAUGGUGUAAUUAGGAAUAUGCCAAUAAUGUAAAGAGUGCCCACAGUUCAGGCAGCAGUGCCAUAUCAUUGCCUGCCUCAGAUACAUUUUUGCACCAAGCUAGUGCCUGCUGUGGCAAACAUGGACCCACAGCACAGGGUUUGCGCUGCAUUUAACUGCUAGUGAGAGAUCUAAAACACACUGGAGCCUCAACACAGAACAGACCAUUUGGCCUGUACAUGCCUUAAAUGAUUUUUUUUUUUUUUUUUUUGAACCAAUAGUCUGGGCUUAUUUAAGUUAUAGUUCAUUUAUUUGCAAUCAGACUGGGGUGAACAAAUCACAGUACUGAAUUAUUUUUUAAAGCACUGUUUUAUGCUGUCAGCAUGAAAUAAAGAAAAAGGUGUUUAUGAUUAAAUGUAUAUUUUCUGUCCCACAGACUCUCAUGCUGGAAUAAAGAUUUAUUGAAAAGUU
Xenopus tropicalis (tropical clawed frog) is the source of this 3500-nucleotide messenger RNA. Lineage: Eukaryota; Metazoa; Chordata; Amphibia; Anura; Pipidae. The record is from RefSeq and is a predicted model, not a curated record.